This is a messenger RNA of Penicillium argentinense, 1170 nucleotides long. Its product is annotated as Zn(II)2Cys6 transcription factor domain-containing protein. The record is from RefSeq and is a predicted model, not a curated record. Bases 1 to 1170 code for a protein of 389 amino acids. The transcript is spliced from 2 exons. Gene Ontology annotation, biological process: regulation of transcription by RNA polymerase II. NCBI's taxonomy places the organism in Eukaryota, Fungi, Ascomycota, Eurotiomycetes, Eurotiales, Aspergillaceae. Gene Ontology annotation, molecular function: zinc ion binding; DNA-binding transcription activator activity, RNA polymerase II-specific.
AUGGCUCCUCGUCGCGCGCAUACCAAGUCGCGCAAUGGCUGCGACCAGUGCAAGCGACGUCGCGUCAAGUGUGACGAAAAAGGCCCCCCCUGCUCGAACUGCAUUUCUCGUGAGCUUCAAUGCACCUACUUGAGAGCGCCGCCGCGGAGCGUUCAUGCCCAUGCCCGUGCCUCUGUGCCACCGAGCGCGUCUGUUUCGACUCACGAAUCGGGGACGUCACGGCCCCUCGCCCCCAUCAGCCCGGCCGCCUCCACCCCUUCCACCAUCUCCGGAGUUCGCGAUCUCGAGCUAAUGCACCGUUUUUGCACCGACACCUUCCGGAGUGUAUGCACUGCACCCUCCGAGUUUGAGGUGUGGCAGAUUACCAUUCCGCGCUUGGCCCUGCAGUAUGAUUUCCUAAUGAACGGAAUCCUGGCUUUGGCAUCGUUACACAUCGCUACCACAGUAGACCUACCGACCUCUUUGGCUUAUACCGACACGGCCCUCCAAUACCAUAAUCUCACUUUUGGGCCCUUCCGCAUCGCAAUUGACAAUCUCACUCCGCAGAAUUGUGAGGCUGUCCUUGCCCAGUCCAUUGUGACGACGGUCAUUGGCAUUGCUCUCCCACGGGUCACGGGGGCGCGGGAUGAGAGCUCCAACAUGACGGAGAACAUCGUGACUGUCUUUGAGCUUUUGCAGGGUGUCAAAAAGAUUAUCCACAUUGGCCGGUCAUGGAUCAAAUUGAAUCUUUUCUCCCGUAAAAAGGAGCUUUGGGGUUCCGGUCCCACGGAACUGGACCAACAGACGGCCAUGGCGCUGGAUCGCCUAGCAACGCUCAACGAUGAAACGCUGGCCAGCAUCGACACAGACCAACACCGAAUCAACAAAGAUGUCGUCGCCCAUCUCCGCCAAUGCUUUACUUUGUUCAGAAAUUCUCAGGACCCAGCCAAUGUCCUUGCUUGGUUAGCGGCCGUGGACAAAGAAUUUGUGGACAAUGUGCGGCGGCGACAACCGCUGGCUAUGCUAAUACUGAUGCAUUGGGGUGUGCUGUUGGGUGAGCUGGAUGGUCAGCGAUGGUGGGCUCGCCACUCGGGGCGAGCAUUGGUCUCGGAGCUGCUGCGUGUUCUCUCGCCCGCCGACACUCGCUGGGCAGACUCGUUGAUUUGGCCUCGACAGAAAAUGGGCCUAUGA